This is a messenger RNA of Tinamus guttatus (white-throated tinamou), 837 nucleotides long. The record is from RefSeq and is a predicted model, not a curated record. NCBI's taxonomy places the organism in Eukaryota, Metazoa, Chordata, Aves, Tinamiformes, Tinamidae.
GUCGGCCAGGGCUACCCCCACGACCCGCCGAAGGUGAAGUGCGAGACGAUGGUCUAUCACCCCAACAUCGACCUGGAGGGCAACGUGUGCCUCAACAUCCUCAGGUCCCAGUGUAUCCUGGAAUUUCCCUGUUCCCAUGGUCCCAGUGUGUCCCAGAAUGUCCCUAUUCCCCUGGUCCCGGUGUCUCCCGGAAUCUCCCUGUUAUGUCCCAAUAUGUCCCGGUUCCCGGGUCCUCCCCGCUGCUGGGAGCCGCCGUCCCCUCCCAAGGCGACGCUCUGGCGUCCACGUCUCGAUGCUCCCCCGGGCAGGUCCCGGACUGUCCCUGUUGCUCUGGUCCCAGUGUAUCCUGGAAUGUCUCUGUUCCCCUGGUACAUCCCAGCAUGUCCCAGGGUAUCCUGGAAUGUCCCUGUUGCCCUGCAACAGGACGCCGUGAAGAUCAUGGCGAAGGACCUGGUGCGCACGCGGCGCUACAUCAAGAAGUUCAUCACCAUGAGGGCCAACGUGCAGGCCGUGGCCCUCAAGAUCCAGACGCUCAAGUCCAACAACUCCAUGGCCCAGGCCAUGAAGGGCGUCACCAAGGCCAUGGCCACCAUGAACCGUCAGCUGAAGCUGCCGCAGAUCCAGAAGAUCAUGAUGGAGUUUGAGAAGCAGGCGGAGAUCAUGGACAUGAAGGAGGAGCUGAUGAGCGACGCCAUCGACGAUGCCAUGGGGGACGAGGACGACGAGGAGGAGAGUGACGCCGUCGUGUCCCAAGUGCUGGACGAGCUGGGGCUGACGCUGACCGACGAGCUGGCCAGUGAGCGGGGGAUUUGGGGCAUUUUGGGCGGAUUUGAGUGA